Messenger RNA from Colletotrichum abscissum, 108 nucleotides. RefSeq lists its product as uncharacterized. The transcript is spliced from 2 exons. Lineage: Eukaryota; Fungi; Ascomycota; Sordariomycetes; Glomerellales; Glomerellaceae. The coding region runs from base 1 to 108 and encodes 35 amino acids. The record is from RefSeq and is a predicted model, not a curated record.
AUGAACAUCCCUGAUACAACAAUCAUACCAGCCUGCAACAUCCUCACUGAUCAUCGGCUGGGGAACUGCAUCGUUCACCUUUCUGCACGAGAACGCGAAGACACCUGA